Molecule: messenger RNA, 2944 nt
Organism: Amphiprion ocellaris (clown anemonefish)
Lineage: Eukaryota; Metazoa; Chordata; Actinopteri; Pomacentridae
Gene: tyw2
Product: tRNA methyltransferase 12 homolog
Exons: 7
Coding region: 124-1329 (401 amino acids)
Biological process (GO): tRNA methylation
Cellular component (GO): cytoplasm
Molecular function (GO): tRNA methyltransferase activity
Source: RefSeq, a predicted model, not a curated record
CGACUGGAAACACGCGCUGUAUGUUGUGGUGAGCAGCUACUAGAUAACCACCAUUAGCUUUCGUUGUUUACUAAAUUAGCACUCUUACUCCGCCGAACAUAAAUUAUAUUUGUUUGCUUAUAAAUGGACGGUGUGCCCUGCCUUCGUGUAUCCCGCUGCCAUGCGCAGCAGUUCAGGAGAUGUCUACAGUCCAAAGGAGCUCUAGACCUGAGCUUGUGUUUAGUGAAGGACUCAGAAGGGACAGUCCUGCUUCCCAUUUUACCAUCCUGUCUAUCAGAACUGGAUCUUCAGUCUCUCAGAACCACGGUGGCUUCAGACAGUGCUUGUGAUAUAGUUUGGAGUCAGUCACCUCUCCAGGCAAAAAAGGAGAAAGGAAAGACAAGGGGUAAUAAACUGGAGAAAAUCCUGCAGGAGCUGUUGGAGUCUUAUGGUGAAAGAUGGACGGAGGAGCUGAAGGGGGACCUCCCUCACAGCUUCCAGUGGCAUGGAGAUCUUGUCCUACUGGGAGACAACUGUUUUGCCCUGCCAGUAUGGAAGAAAAUGGAUAAUCGGCUUUGGACUGCAGUAGCCAGAGGACUGGAGGCAAAACGUCUGGCAAAGAUGAGUCGCAUAUCCAGGGAUGGAUUUAGGUCUCCUGAGGUGACAAUGCUGUUAGGAGAGCACAACUGGGUCAAACAUGUGGACAAUGGCAUUAGUUAUGAGUUUGAUGUCACCAAAUGCAUGUUCUCAGCUGGAAACAUAACAGAGAAGCUUCGAGUGGCUGCAUUUGACUGCAGUGGAGAGACUGUGGUGGAUUUAUACGCAGGUAUUGGAUACUUCACUCUCCCCUAUCUGGUUCAUGCGAAGGCCAGUCAUGUUCACGCCUGUGAGUGGAACCCUGAUGCUGUCGAAGCUUUACAGAAAAGCCUCGAGGCAAACGGAGUGUCAGACCGCUGCACGAUUCACCAAGGAGACAAUCGUCAGCUGCAGCUCUGUGAUGUUGCUGACCGGGUAAACCUGGGUCUCAUACCGAGCUCUGAGGACGGCUGGCCUGUCGCUUGCCGGCUGCUGAAGAGAACAACUGGUGGCAUUUUACACAUCCACCAGAACGUUACAUCACCGUUACACAACGCUACAGCUGAUGAUGCCACCCACAGGGUUUCUGGGAAGAAAGCUGACAGAGAGGUGUGGCAAGCCUGGGCUGAUGACACAUCAAACCACAUCGCUUCUCUUUUAAGAAACAUCACCGGUGCUCUGUGGACAACAAACAUCCUGCACAUAGAGCAUGUUAAGUCAUACGCACCUCAUGUUCACCAUGUUGUGCUGGACUUGGAGUGCAGACCGUCCUGAUUUAAGAACAUAAACACAGAUCGUGAGCAGACACUGUGGCGCUGAGCAGUUAAAGAUGCUCUAUUCCAGAGAAUAGGUUUGGGUCCAACCAAACACUGCAACAGCUGGUAUGAUUAUUUGACAGGUUGUGAAAUAAGCCUCUGUGCUGUUUUCCUAAACUUUGUUUAUACAAGGCAAGUUGAUUGAUGGCAAAACUACUCAUGAAGUCCUAAUCACAUCUGGCAGCUGGCAAGACAUACAACAACCACAGCCCAAUCUUAGCAUUACGUGCCUUGCUCAAUGGCACCUCAUUGUUUCGUUAUACUCACUGAGUUGCCCUCAAGUGUUUGAUGAUUAGACCCCUUGUAACUGGUCAAGAUAUUUGCAUUAUUGCAAAGGUUUACUUCUCCAAGAAAUCUGAAUAAGACAUCAUAGACAGACUGCUCUACAUUGUCAGUUUAUCUUUGGAACUUUCAAACUUAUUUUAGAAAUGAUUUAUUUUUUUACUUCUGAGCCAUAGACAGAGAAGCAAAGCCUGAAUAAAUGACUGGAGAAGCAGAAUGCAGAUGCUUCCAUAAAGAGGAGUAACUGAAUGGUUUCAUUAGUGUGAACAUGAUCUGAAUCACAUGACAUGACCUUCACACUCAUCAGGUCUGAACUCAGUUGAGUAGUUAUGAGAGAUUUGUACCCAAAUAAGGGAAUAUCUUCUGGAUGAAUGGUGCUCAUCCUACCAGUAGAAAUCGAUGCCAAGGACUAAUGAAGCGAUUCUGGCAGCUUUUCGAGGUCCAGCAUGUUAUUUUUCCUUUUACAUCCAUGUAGUAUCUGCUGUGGAGGCAACAGAGGUGAAAACUCUAAAGAGCCGUAUUCUACAGACACAGAGUUGGACCUUCAAACUCAGUGAAUGAUGAUUUUUUUUCUCCAUUCCAACCUAACUGCAGCAUUUGGCAACAUGCACGUUUAAGUAGUAGGUACCACAGACAGCAGAGGGAUUAGCAGUGUCAGCCUGGUAAUUAUCAUCAGCCAGUCAGUCAUCAAAAUUAUUACAUUUAAACCACCACAGACACUCUUACUUAAAUAUGGAGGACAAAACAUGAGUAAAGUAUAGAUAAAGAAAUCCAGGAGUAAAUAAAAGGACUGAAUAAAAUGAAUGUCUUGAAUUUAUUUCUACAUUUCUAGACAUCAUCUCUCAUUUAGGUUAUUUGUGUAUUUCAACAUUUAGUUUUUAUUCUUACUGUAUUUUAAUGCGCCGCAUGAGUGGCAGCUCCUAUUUCUUCCCAUGUCACAUUAUUUCCUUAAUUCUGUUUUUAUCUACAGAUCUUUGCAAACAAUCAAAGUUUACUCCUGUACAACCCAAAGAAAAAAAUUAAAACUGUGUUCCCUCUUUACAACUUUUCCAGAUCAAUCAACAAGAUAUAACACUGUUCUCUUGCAGCUUCAUGUGUGUAAUAAGAUCAUGUUAACCACUGGUCUUUUCCACCAAUAAUGUUAUCUGACUGUAAUUUCAGAACUGGGGGCACAUUAUCCUCCGUGCCAUACCUGUAUAUUUGUAAAUUCAUCAUGCCAUAAUGUACAUAUCUAUAUGUAGAGUCAUCAUGCCUGAUAUAUUGUCGCUGUGAGACCGUUUUUAAUUUUUUUU